Saccoglossus kowalevskii is the source of this 4375-nucleotide messenger RNA. Its product is annotated as septin-7-like. Lineage: Eukaryota; Metazoa; Hemichordata; Enteropneusta; Harrimaniidae. Gene Ontology annotation, molecular function: GTP binding. The record is from RefSeq and is a predicted model, not a curated record.
AAAGCUUGUGCGCAUGCGUAUACAAUAGGAGUUAGAAAGUGGCGGUGAGAUUUUAUCCUCUGGACUUACAGAAAAUGGCGAACACCAAAGCCAAAGAACUAGAAGGAUACGUUGGGUUUGCCAAUCUUCCAAAUCAAGUGUAUCGAAGAUCUGUGAAAAGAGGUUUUGAAUUUACAUUAAUGGUGGUUGGGGAGUCUGGUCUUGGUAAAAGUACACUGAUAAACUCACUCUUCCUGACAGAUAUCUAUAAUGACAAGGAGUAUCCAGGUCCAUCACUGAGGAUCAAGAAAACUGUCUCAGUGGACACAUCAAAAGUUUUAAUCAAAGAGGGCGGUGUUCAGCUUCAGCUUACAAUAGUAGAUACACCUGGAUUUGGGGAUGCGGUUGAUAAUAGUAAUUGCUGGGUACCUGUCACAGACUAUAUUGACAAUACAUUUGAAGAUUAUUUAAAUGCUGAAUCCAGAGUUAAUAGACGCACAAUGCCAGAUAACAGAGUCCAUUGCUGUCUUUAUUUUAUAGCGCCGACAGGGCAUGGGUUAAAACCAUUAGAUAUUGAAUUUAUGAAGAAGCUUCACGAGAAGGUCAACAUUAUACCAUUAAUCUCCAAAGCAGACACUCUAACACCAGAAGAAUGUAAACAGUUCAAGAAACAGAUCAUGAAAGACAUAGAAGAAAAUAAAAUCAAGAUUUAUGAAUUUCCAGACACGCCGGAUGAUGAAGAUGAUAACAAAGAAAAUAAUGCUAAAAAUACACCAGUACCACAAGCCCCAAUUUUAGAAGUAAAUGGUAAGAAAGUCCGAGGCAGGCAGUACCCUUGGGGUAUCGUAGAAGUUGAAAAUUUGGAACACAGUGAUUUUGUCACUCUCCGGAAUCUUUUGCUGCGAACACAUAUGCAAGAUUUGAAAGAUGUAACGAAUAAUGUACACUAUGAAAACUUCAGGUGUCGGAAAUUAACACAAGUCACGUCAGGAGAUCAAAAACCAUCUCGAGCGGCCAAAGCAUCAUCAAAGAACCCUAUGUCUCAGUUUGAAGAAGAAAAGAGGGAACAUCAGACUAAGAUGAAAAAGAUGGAAGCUGAGAUGGAACAAGUGUUUGAAAUGAAAGUCAAAGAAAAGAGAAAGAAAUUAAAAGAUUCAGAAGUAGAUUUACAAACUCGGUAUGAACAAAUGAAAAUCAGUUUAAACCGACAGCAAAAGGAAUUAGAAGAAAAAACUCGUCAAUUUGAAAAAGAAAAAGAAGCUUUUAGGCAAAAAGAAGAUGAAUUGAAAAGGAGGCAAUUGGACAAUGCCAAAACACUAGAUAUGAACAAAAAAGGCAAAGAAAAGAAGAAAACCUCUCUGUUUUGAGGAUCCCAGACGGGGACCAUGGUAAACGCAAAGUCUGAUCAGCAUCAAUACCAUAACACUGGGAAUUCAUAAAUGAAACGUACUAUGUCCAGUUGAAUUGACAUCUUUUGUCAUCCAUUUUUUUUUUAUUAUCAGAACUACUGUAGAGAUAACAAUACACUGGGUAGAAGGUCCCAAUGCAUGUUGUAGCAUGACAAAAAAAAUGUGAUGUGCUCUCACCUAAUGAUAUGGUUACACAAGUGACAACAUGCUCUGAUAGUGUGUGGGCAGUCAAAGACGACUCAGUCAGACACAGCAGAUGAAACUUUGCAUUAAAUGAUAACAAUUUAGUUUGAGUAUUUUUCUCACUCGCAAGCAUAUUGUUAUUAUUUUUUUCAGUGAUAUUCUGUGCUGCACUGUUUGCAUUGAACAUUUUCACAGGGGGGGUUUUAAACUUGAACUCUGAAAUAGCUUUACUGGCGUUUUCGAACAUCCAGGACAUAACUCAACAGGGAGACUUGAUUAUAAUUUCAUCCUUUGAAAACAUAAACUUGUGACAAUAUGUAGAGACGAAAAUGUAUUUUUUAUAGAGUAGAAAAUUGCAAAAAUACUAAAGAAAUUGCAGCUGCUGUCGCUUCAGUUCGAGAACUGUGUUAAUUAUUCAUGUAUGCGAGCUGCAUUGAUUAUUAUCAGAAUAAUUCAGAUAUUGUAACUGAGUUAAUUCUCAGGGAAGGGAAGGGGUACUCACAGACAAUGUGUUCUUAUGAUAUACUAUUCUCACUAGCAAACUUCAAACGCGUCUUCAACAUCUAAAUUAUCUGGUUAAUUGUUCAACUGUUAAAUUAAUAAUGCACCAACCUCAAAAUUUGUUGGGAUGACCAUCAAAUAAAGCACCACAGGUAUAGCGUCGUGUCAAAUUUGAUGUGGGUCCCAUGAGACGCAAACACCUUGAUGAAAUUUGAAUACUGUACCACUACUGUGGUACUUUAAUUGUUGGUCAUAUUCUUAAUGGUCCAAAUAAUUAUUUGAGUUUGUUGCUCGACUCAAACUUACAUUUUGUUUAUUGAAUCUAUUCAGCAAGCUGCUGUAUUUAAUUCCAAUUUAGCCAUCGAUAUAGAGACUUUAUUACUUUCUUUCUCUGUGUGUUGGGAGUCUUAGAUCCUGAAUUGGUGUCUGAACUCAGCUAUCAAUACUCGCUUAAAAUAUUAUUCCUUCCCUUUGAUGUUUUAUUUUGUGUGAAAGUGAGAGAGUGCUUGUCGCAUUUAGGAAUAGCAUUUUACUGCGAAUUAUAAUCGAUUAUCUUCCAUAUAUAGAAUCAAAGAAAUUGAAUACUUAGUUUAGAAUUGCUUCCAAUUUGAUGUAUCUCCAUGUAGAUUUAAUCUUUAUAACUCGUAGGCACUUCAUAACACUAGUAUAUUCUGAUUCUGUGGCAUUACUAUUGAUACAUCUUGCUGUUUCCACUUUGUUUUUGGUUCUUUACUGGUACUACGCUGCUGUACAAUCAACGUUUGAGUACUUGUGAAUCCUUCCUAUUGUAGUUAGUAAACCAUAAUGAUUUGUCAGUUAUUUGUAUUAUUUAAGUUAAUGUGUAAGAUUGUAUCCCCUAUUUUGAAUACAAGAUUCCCUUGACUUAACUUGGGUAAGUAUGAUUCUAUUAAUUAUUCAAUUCUUCAACAUACCCCCCCGGUAUUAGUACUGGUAUAAGUUGAAUACUUGCUUCUACAGCUGACGUUCACUCUUUGUUGUAGCCAAACACUAUUUUUUUUUUUAUUUAUAACCAAUUAUGGACUAAUCUCACAUUACAGUUUAUCAGAGUUGAGUAUGUUUUGUAAAUUUCAUAUAACCAUGUCAGUUUUUUCAAUUUGAUUCUUCUUAAACUGAAAUUAGGUAAAUUCCUUAAUGCACUGGUUGUAUGCAUAAGUUUCCCUGUAUACUAGUUAAGUGUCUUUUUUUUUAAAUCUAAAAACAUAGAAAGUGUUUUUUGUUGUCAUGCUUUAAAUCACUUUCUCUCUAAUGUUUUUGUCUAAAUGUCCCCUCUAAAGGAUUAGUUAGUCUUUUUAGACAUUGUAUUAUUAGUUAAGUCCAGGUAAUACUACCCCCUGUUAGGAAUUUAUUAGUGGUUAAAUGCAAUUUGUAAGGUCAUAGUGCAGUUUUCCUCAGAUUGAAAUCCGUCAUCACUAUUUGUGUUAUUUGCGACAUUUAGACUCCUUCCACGUUUAAAAGUGUUAAGAAAUUUAAGCCUAAUUUACAUUAUACUUAUACUAUUUGUGAAAACUGAAUUACUGUACUUCUAAUGGAAUGAUAGUACUUUACUGAGCUUAUUCAUAGCAGCUUGAAUGCUGAAUAGAAACAAGAAUGUUUCACUCAUUCUAAAUUUGUAGUAAUAGAAUGGAUCUUUUUUGUAUUGUUCAAGAGAAAAUGUUUGCAAUUUAUUCCAUAGCCCUGUAAAUUAUGACUGCCAUUUAUCUUUCAAUUUUUUAUUGUAGUGUUUUGACCCAGUUUCUGAGUUCAUUCUCAGGCAGCCUGUGAGGGCACCAUGUCAAUAAGUGACAUCAUUGGUAUCCAUAUUUGGUGCAUGUAUCUUGCAAAGAUAAUUCACCAGUUAUUAAUCACCUGUGUACUUUUUUUCACCACUUGAUUAAUUUCGCAAGAGGGUGUCAUUAAUAUAAGGCAGGAUUGUAUUGCAGUAAUUAUUUUUUUUGGAGGGGGGUGUUAUUUUUAUUGAUUAACAAAUAUUUUAAGUUUUUUCAAAUCUCUUGUACAGUUUUUUUUUUUGUAUUGCGUGUAUUUUUAUGUUAUUUUCAGAUAGAAAAAACAUAACUCCCGACACUUAAAACAGGCAUUUGAAUGAAUAGAUUUAAUUUUGACUGUCAGUGCUGAGUUGUGUACGUAUUACCAAAUUUUAUAGUAGUUUCCUUUUGUUAGAUGAACAUGAUAUCCAGCUGUGUGGGUUGCCAUAAAUAUUCUUUUUUAAAUAUUGAAAACUAAAAACUCAUUGUUGCCAUUGGAAUUAACAUCUGAAUAAAUGGCAGCACUGAAAAGUUAAAUAA